CACGUGGACACACGUGUAUGCACGCGAAAUUAUCAAAUUCGGAAUAACUUUAGCGCGACCGGCGAUUGUUUCCGACUUUGCGUCGUACGAAAUUGCUUACUUGGCGGGAAAAAUAAAUGACGUGUGACAUGUGACGUAGUCGACGGAAAGUAGUUUCGAUAGUGGUCGGUGCGGGAGCGUUUUGAUUCGGUGAAAAUGACGUCGUCUCGAAUUUUGACUUUGAGUUUCAUUUUAGACCUCUCGCUGAUCUCGUCCGUAAGAAUUAACCACUUGGCGGUUCCGGAGGUGGUCAAGCAAGGCCAGUCGGCGAUCUUGGACUGCGACUAUAGCGUAGACGGUCAAAAAGACGAUGGACUCGUGGUGAAAUGGUUUUUCAACGAAAACCCUUACCCGGUGUACCAGUGGAUCCCUUACGGCAAACCGCAAGAGCUAGGCGUACUAAAAGGCAGACUCAAUUUGGAUUACGUCGCCGCGUCGGGGCCGUUCAGUCAACACAGAGCGCUGCUCAUCACCAGAGUAGGAGUGGAAUUAUCGGGAAAUUAUACGUGCUCCGUAUCGACGUUCGUCGACGAAGACAGCCGGACUAAAAGCCUGCUGGUGUUCGCGCCCGGCAAAGAAAUGGAACUGAGGAUUUUUUACGCGCAAGACGAAAACGCGCGUCACCGCGUGGUCUGUGAAGUCGACGAGGUGUUUCCAAGGCCCACCAUGCGGAUUUCUAUUAACGAAAGCGAAGCGAAAAACGCGACGUUGACAGUGGCAGCGAGGCGGGACGGUUUUUUCGACGUCGAGUUAGUGGCGGAGCUGCCGGAACUGCCCGACGGUACGCGAUUUGCUUGCGAACUUUACAUUCCUCGUGCGAAUUACACCGUGAAGAAAGAAGUCGUCGCCUACGGGUUGGAUUCGGUUCCGAGGGCUUCAAGUUGGCGCACUUCCGCUCUUCCAUGCUGGUCGCUAAUGACAGUUCUAAGUCGGUUAAUAUUGUAAGACUUUUUCUUUUAAUGCAAAAUGCAUCGAGAAAUGGAUAUUCAACCCCAAGGCCCGUAAACACAACAGGUUGCCUUACGAUUCCCCCCACCUCAGUCACCGCUAAUAGGUGACGUCACUCGGUGACCGUUUCAACUACUUUUCUGUGUAUCGCGGUUAUUGUCUUGUUCAUAAAAUAUUUAAAUAGUAAAAUAUAGCAAGAGGCUAUAGAGUUUUUAAACUAUAAAAAGAUGUAGCCUUCCCUAACGAAAAUGCGAACAUCAUGAACGUUUUAUAAAUACUAAACUUUCUCUUACUUUUUGUUUUGUCUGUUGUUAUUUUAUUUAUUUAUUAUUUAUUUAUGUUAUGAAAAUUUUCAACACUUCUGUUCAAUAAUUUUUGCCUUUGCUUGUAAAAUGAUAUUUGACUGCUAUCGUUCCGCUGUCAGUGCAAACACCCAGUGUAUCGUCAGGUAGAUAUAUGUCGUUUCCAUCAUUGAACUAAGAAUUAUUGCUUGAGAAAUACAUUGUUACAUCGAAAAAAAUUGUCUAUAUAAUGUAAACGCGACAAUUGUGUUUACGGAUCUUGAUUUACACCGACCGGACAGCUGUGUGUGCUGUGCAUCAACAGUUGAUGAAUUUUAUAUACAGUACAGUCCUGAUUAUCCGCAACCAUGUGGACCAAAGUGAAGUGUAAAUCCGUUUUUUUUUUAAGUUUAGGAUACGUGUGUCAUUAGAUCGAUUUAACGAUGUUUAUGAAAUAAUUUACUUCAAUUUAUGUUUAUAUUAAAAAAAAAACAUAGAGCAAAUAAUGUAUUUCUAUUAUUCAAAAAAUGUUUGAACAUAUUAUUAGGUACAUAGAUACAUAUGUACAUUAAUAAAAGACAUGUUCUUCUUUUCCUUCUUUACUUCUAUGGCCACGACUACCAGGAUCAUUCGGCCAAAAGGCAUGUUUAAAUUAUCUUAAAAAUGAGGCGUUUUUUAACUACAUUCAUUUGACAAUGCUUGACCGCAAUAUCUCUCCAACGUUCUUGUUUUUCUGCUUAAGUUAACGCUUUCUGCAAGGCCUAUGGUCCUUCUGAAUGUGACAUUCUUACUGGAAUAUUGUCAGUGGCUUUUACGUCGUCAUCAUCGUCAUCACUGUUUUUUUCAUCAUUUCUGCAAACACUCUUAAUUAUUUCUUGGUCGCUGUUUAAAACCAUUUAUAAACUUCUGUUGCCGGCAUUUUGGUGAAAAUUUGCCAUAAACUUUCAUCAGUUGAAUCAAUUUUCACCAGGAUUUUUUCAGGGUACUAGCUUUUACUUAAUUCCAAAGCUGAAGCUAUCCAAUAUACAAACAUUUUCCAAGUUUUUUUGGAUGCAAAUACGUUUUUGAUAAGUUUGUAACAAGGAGCUCCAACUCUCGUAUAACGCGUUUCGUUUCGGUUAGUCCAAAUAUUUGUUUUUUAAUAGUCAGAAAAUUCAGAUUCUGAUAAUCGGGAUUGUACUAUGCUUAAAUAAACCCCCCCUAUCAUUUCGUUAAUAAACAAUGUCAAAAUUGAUCACUUAUUCUGAAUCCAAUACUGAACAAACCUAAGCCUUGUAUAAAAAAAACUAACUAUAGAAGGGUCAACUUUAUACAAACAUUUAUCGACUGGCUAACCUCUAAACAACUCUCCGACAUCUCCCUUUUUUAAUAAAAAAAAAUCUUCCAUAGCAAAACAAAAAGAAAUGCUAUGGUACAGAAAUGAAAGUCUGACGUUAAGUAAUCACACAAAGAGUAUACUUACCUUACAGCGAUUUACAUUUUUUCAAAAUAAAAACAAAAUUGGCCUUUUGUGUGUAAAACUUCCAAGUGAUACAAACCUACAAGAAGAGAAUCAAGACUUUCCGUCAUUUAAUGAGAUUAUUGCGGUUGGUGCUUUGAAGUGUGUUGUUUUGAGUUACCGAAUCUUAAGGAAAGCUGCAAUCAU
Molecule: messenger RNA, 2913 nt
Organism: Cylas formicarius (sweet potato weevil)
Lineage: Eukaryota; Metazoa; Arthropoda; Insecta; Coleoptera; Brentidae
Exons: 6
Coding region: 196-984 (262 amino acids)
Source: RefSeq, a predicted model, not a curated record